Haliotis rufescens (red abalone) is the source of this 1172-nucleotide messenger RNA. Its product is annotated as active regulator of SIRT1-like. Gene Ontology annotation, molecular function: enzyme binding. The record is from RefSeq and is a predicted model, not a curated record. Gene Ontology annotation, cellular component: nucleolus. NCBI's taxonomy places the organism in Eukaryota, Metazoa, Mollusca, Gastropoda, Lepetellida, Haliotidae. The transcript has 4 exons. The coding region runs from base 117 to 509 and encodes 130 amino acids.
AAACAGUGUAUAUAAGAUGCGCUCAUAGAGUAUUUGUCGUUCAAAAAAUGUAAUGUGAAUCAGAGGUUUAAUCACAACACACCAACACGUGGUUAAGGUGUACAUAUUUUCUCGAGAUGUCAGCAGAACUUGUGAGAAAGAGUUUAGAAUUAUUUGAGGACACAAAUUUUGAGAAAAAAGAUGCAAAGGGAAAGGCAAAGAAACAGAGUAAUACAAACAAACAGGGCGUUCAGAAGCAGCAUCAACAGCAUGCAAGUAAAAAGAAGAAAAAGAAAGCUUUCAGAUCUGCAAUAGAGAAGCAUCAGGCUGAAUCCCGCAAGGAUCACACAGCUGACAACAUCCACCUUCUCCAACAACUCACAGAUGUUGCCAAAACAGAUCAAACUUUCACAAAAAAGGUAUUUGGUUAUACAGAGACCAAUACAUCGCAUGAACCUAAAGAAGAGGAGUCAACCGUGUUCACAGAAGCAGACUUUGAGAAGUUUGAGAAAGAAUACAACUUCAACUGACAUUUCAAGAUGUGCAAGUGUGCUGAUUUGAGGAUCAUGUAGAUGACAGUUUGUUAAAUUCUUUAAAAAAAAUGUAUUCAGAUGGAAGUGGAACUUUUGUAUAGUUAAAUAUGUGCAAAUGUGUUUCAAGUACUGUUCUCUCAGCAGAACAUAUUCUCCAUAUAAGUCACACUGUAUUUGGACAUUACUUGUUGCACAGCCGAGUAGGUACAUUAUUGUUCUGUCACUUACCUCAGGGCUUCAUUGUAAGGAUUACCCAAACUGUCUGAUGAAAAGGACCAAUCACAGCAAGUUGGAUUCAAGACAUUCAAACAUCACUUCAUAUGAUUGCACAGUAAACAUAAACUGGAGCACAGUCUGUCUUUGCCAAGUGGAGUGAUGCAGAAUGGUAGAACCACCUAAUGACUUUUGACCUUGCUGGGGUGAGCCAGUUGAGUUUUGUGUCACUUUCAGCAGUGUGGCAGCCCUGUCACAACAGGGCACACCAUGAAUGGGCUUCACACAUUGUACCAUGUCGGGAAUCAAACCUGGGUCUCGCUGUGAUGAGCCAACACUUUCACCACAAGGCUAACCCACCACCUCCAUAAAGGUGAUGAGUUGAUUCAGGAGGAAGAAGAAGUAAUAUAUGUCACAGUUCUUUGAAAUAAAAUUCAUACAAACAUU